AUGCAGUCUCUGUUCGGCGGAGGAGAGCUGGGGCUGCUGGGAGGAGGCGGAGGCGGAGGCGGCGGCGACCUGAAGGAGGACGGCUGCGGCGGCGUGACGUGGCACUCCUCGCCGCUGCCCCCCGACGACGUCUACUCGGCGUCCCACUUCGCCCUCAUCAGCGCCUACCAGGAGAUCAAGGCCAGGCUGGCGCUGCUGGAGCGCGAGAACACCGGCGUCAAGCGGAAGCUGAAGAUCUACGAGAUCAAGUUCCCCAUGAUCAAUGAGUUCGGGGAGGACACCAACUCGUACUGCUCCUUCGAGAGCAAGGAGACGGCGCUGCUGCACUCGGAGAAUGGCGGCCUGCAGCAGAGAGUCAACGUCCUGACCCACGAGCUCCAGAAGAGGAAGGAGAGAGAGGAGCAGCUGGAGGACGUGAUCCAGGCCUACGAGAAGAUCCACAUGGAGAAGAGCAACCUCCAGAGGGACCUGGACAAGAUGACCGGCCUGGUGGAGAAGCACGUGGAGCGCGUCCUGAGCCUGGAGUCGGCUCUCAGGCAGCGAGACAACUCGCUGCAGAAGCUCAACAUGCAGCUGCACAGCAAAGACAUGCAGUUCCUGCAGCUGCACGCCGGCCCCGACGCACACAUGCUGGACUGUCCGGCUUUGACCCUCCAGAGCUCCCGUAGCCUGGACACCCUGUCCGACCUGAAGCUGCAGCGGCUGGAGGCGGAGCUGGAGGGGGCGCGGCAUCAGGCGCAGGGGGCGUGUCAGAGGGAAGAGGAGCUGAAGGGGGAGUGCGAGAGGCUGAAGGAGGACGUGAGGAUGCUGCAGAACAGCCAGAGGGACCGGGAAAUGACUUCUCCGUGCAAGCAGUGUGAUGUGGAGUGGAUAAAGAAGGUGGGAGAUGAGCAGGUGAACUUGGCUCUGGCCUACACGGAGCUGACGGAGGAGCUGGGACGCCUCCAAGCGCUGAGCUGCAAGCAGACGGAGAUCCUGAGGAAGGCGUCGCAGGAGCAUCCGAGUCCAGUCCAGCGCCACUCUCCCAUCCACCACCAGCGCCACUCUCCGGUCUCCCAGCGCCAUUCGCCCAUCUCCCAGCGCCACUCUCCGGUCUCCCAGCGCCACUCGCCCAUCUCCCAGCGCCACUCUCCGGCCCCGCCCCCGCCGCAGCACCACUCCCCCAUCCAGCAGAGGCGCUCCCCGGUGCCGCAGCGCCUCUCCCCGGACAUGCACCGCCGCUCCCCUCUGCUGGACGUCAACGACGGGCCGGCCUCUUACUCCUGCCGCCCGCCCAGCCAGCACCUGAGGGCCAGCUUCCAGGGCCGCCGCAGCUACUCCGAGGUGGCGGACCCCUCCGCGUACCACUGCCCCCCGCGCUUCUCCCUGGACCCCGUCGCCACCUUGCCGAAGCCUCGGCCCUACAACGACGGCUACGCCAAACAGCAGCCCCAACGCGGGGGCUCUCCUCACGGGGGGCUGCAGCACCGGGGCUCCCCGUCCCACCACAAAGGGGGCCCCGGGGGAGACGGGGGCCUCGGCGAGAGCUCCGUGCGCCACUCGAGAGGAGAGAUGCCGUUCCCGCUGUCGGAGGUGGCCCACCUGCGUUUCGAGCCCCCUCCGCCGUCCACGCCGGCCCCCCGGCCCCCGCAGUCCUCCGAAGACGAGGAGGAGUGGGCCUGCCCGCAUCCCGUCAGCCCCCCGCGGACGCUGGGCGCGCUCUCCUCCGCGGCGCCCGGCGGCGUCAUGAGGGGCCCGGCGUCCUGCUCGGCGUUCCCCAUCCCUCAGAGGUCCAACACCCUCAGCUGCCACCCGCAGCCGGGCUACAUGUCGGCGGAGCACGCGCAGUCCUGGCCUUCGAUCAACCUCUGGAUGGAGACGGAGGAGAGCGACAUGCGGAGCUGCCCUCUCUGCCAGCUGAUAUUCCCCAUGGGUUACCCCGACGACGCCCUCAUCAAGCACAUCGACUCCCACCUGGAGAACAGCAAGAUCUGAUUGCCACGGCGACCAGCCCCGCGCGCACACACACACACACACACACACACCGGAGCGUUCUCCUCCUUAUAGAUAUAUUACGCAACCGGAAAACGGGGAGUCAGAA
Molecule: messenger RNA, 2080 nt
Organism: Cyclopterus lumpus (lumpfish)
Lineage: Eukaryota; Metazoa; Chordata; Actinopteri; Perciformes; Cyclopteridae
Gene: tbkbp1
Product: TBK1 binding protein 1
Exons: 9
Coding region: 1-1974 (657 amino acids)
Biological process (GO): canonical NF-kappaB signal transduction
Cellular component (GO): cytoplasm
Source: RefSeq, a predicted model, not a curated record